Molecule: messenger RNA, 228 nt
Organism: Penicillium argentinense
Lineage: Eukaryota; Fungi; Ascomycota; Eurotiomycetes; Eurotiales; Aspergillaceae
Product: Rpo12/RPC10 RNA polymerase subunit family protein
Exons: 2
Coding region: 1-228 (75 amino acids)
Biological process (GO): DNA-templated transcription
Cellular component (GO): RNA polymerase II, core complex; RNA polymerase I complex; RNA polymerase III complex
Molecular function (GO): zinc ion binding; DNA-directed RNA polymerase activity; DNA binding
Source: RefSeq, a predicted model, not a curated record
AUGUCUCGCGAAGCCUACCAGGUCCCCGCGAUGGGCGGACAGAACGCCUUCGCUGACAGCGGAUUCAGCGCCAUGGCUGUCGACAACCCCGCCGUCAACUACCUUUGCGGCGAGUGCAACGCGCGCGUUCCCCUGAAGCGCGGCGACCCGAUUCGCUGCAAGGAUUGUGGCCAUCGUGUGCUGUACAAGGAGCGCACCAAGCGCAUGGUCCAGUUCGAGGCCCGGUAA